Molecule: messenger RNA, 666 nt
Organism: Micromonas pusilla CCMP1545
Lineage: Eukaryota; Viridiplantae; Chlorophyta; Mamiellophyceae; Mamiellales; Mamiellaceae
Exons: 1
Coding region: 1-666 (221 amino acids)
Source: RefSeq, a predicted model, not a curated record
AUGACGGCGCUGUCGUCCUCGGUCGCGUCCGCCGCGAGGAUCACCCCCGAUGAUGGGCCCAUCGGAGGAUUAUUAACAGUACGUAGGAUCUCCGCGCGGCAGAGCGCGACCGUCGCGGCGCGACCCGUCGUCGUCGCCGCGCGCGCGUCGCGCGCGCCGGGCUCGAACCGCGUCGGGGCGACCCCCCCCACGCGCGGGCGGCGCGUCGUCGCGAGGAUGGGAAAGAAAGAAGACGCCGCGAAGCGAGCGCUCAUGGGCGCGUUCGGGGACAAGCCGGACGCGCUCGCGGAGAACGACAAGGGCGGCUUCUUCGGCGGCGGCGGGCUCUUCGGCAACGGCGGCCGCGGCGGCGGCGGCGGCGGCGGGAAGUGGUUCGGCGGUCGAUGGAAGCCCCCGGACUGGAUGCAGUCGAUCGGGCCGCUCGGGACGCUCAUCGCGUUCCUCGUCGUCUACUGGCUCUUCAAGCCCAUCACCGCGAUUCUGGUGAACCUGGUGUACUACGUCAUGAAGUGGCCCACCGGACGCGAGCCGGGGGCGAUGCAGGAGGAAGCGAAGGAGAUCGCCGCGGACGCGGACAUCAUCGCGCGGUACGGCGGCGCGGACGACGAUGAGGACUUCGACGACGACGACGACGACGACGACGACGACGACGACGACGACGAGUGA